Messenger RNA from Hibiscus syriacus, 1902 nucleotides. Its product is annotated as serine/threonine-protein kinase PCRK1-like. Gene Ontology annotation, biological process: protein phosphorylation. Gene Ontology annotation, molecular function: protein kinase activity; ATP binding. The transcript has 5 exons. The record is from RefSeq and is a predicted model, not a curated record. Bases 441 to 1694 code for a protein of 417 amino acids. NCBI's taxonomy places the organism in Eukaryota, Viridiplantae, Streptophyta, Magnoliopsida, Malvales, Malvaceae.
GCCUCUUUUUUCCGUAAUCUCGAUUACCCGUUCACACCAACUAGCUUCGCUUCACUUCUGUGAACUUGCAAUAGUUUUUCCAUCGUUUUUUUGUGAUUUUGUUUUUACUGAAUUUUGGUUGGUCGUAUGACUUGUUGCCCCUGCUGCUCAGCUGCCGUGCUCAGACUUCUUUUAUAGAAUUAAACACUGCUCUUCCGUAAAUUCGAAGCAUUUUUUCAUGUCCUUUUGAAGGAUUGGACUAAUGGGGUUUUCUUAAAAUGCUUAAAUUUGGGAGAUUUUUCAUGUUUGUUAGCCUAAUUUCUGCCUUUCCAAACAGUAUAAUUGAAGCUCUUGACUUUGCAGGUUGUGUUGGUAAUCUUUGUUUUGCUUGAUCAUAUCUAUCUCUUCCUUGCAUCCGGAUUUGCAUAGUGGAAAAUUUUUGUGUUAAAUCUUUGAGGGCUAUGAAGUGUUUUACAUUCCCCAAAUGGUAUAAAAAAGAUGAACCAAAGACCCCUGGAUCAGUUUCGAAUCGUUCUAUGAAUUCUACAUGUACUGAUCGUGAAAUAGCACGGUCUGGAUCUGAAUUAAAUUCCCAGAAUGUCUCAGACGUCAGCACAGAGUCCAUGGGGCGGUCCUCUUUUCCUAGCAUGUCUCAAAGACCUAGCAAUCUAAGAGUAUUCACAGUUUCUGAGCUUAAAUCUGCCACCAAGAACUUUAGUCGCUCUUUCAUGCUUGGAGAGGGUGGGUUUGGGUGUGUUUACAAGGGUUCUAUCAAGAGUCCCGAAGACUCAUCUCAAAAGAUUGAAGUAGCAGUGAAACAGCUCGGCAAAAGGGGGUUGCAGGGACAUAAGGAGUGGGUGACCGAAGUAAAUGUCCUUGGUGUGGUUGAGCAUCCUAAUCUUGUAAAGCUAGUGGGUUACUGUGCUGAAGAUGAUGAAAGAGGAAUCCAAAGGCUUUUGAUAUAUGAAUAUAUGCCCAAUAGAAGUGUGGAAAAUCAUUUAUCUGCCCGGUCAGAGACAACUCUUUCCUGGGCGAUGAGAUUGAAAAUAGCCCAAGAUGCAGCUCGUGGGUUAGCAUACCUGCAUGAAGGAAUGGAUUUCCAGAUCAUCUUCAGGGAUUUUAAAUCAUCUAAUAUUCUUCUAGACGAGCAAUGGAAUGCAAAGCUGUCGGACUUUGGAUUAGCCAGGUUGGGCCCUUCAGAAGGAUUAACUCAUGUCUCGACAGCGGCUGUUGGAACAAUAGGAUAUGCAGCUCCUGAAUACAUUCAGACUGGACGAUUGACAUCUAAGAUUGAUGUGUGGAGCUACGGGGUUUUCCUAUACGAACUCAUUACUGGCAGACGUCCCUUAGACAAUAAGCUCCCCAAGAAUGAGCAAAGGCUCUUGGAAUGGGUGAAGCCAUACCUAUCUCAUAGGAAAUUCCAGUUGAUAUUGGACCCUAGACUUAAAGGGAAAUACCAGCUCAAGUCAGCUCAAAGGCUUGCGGUUGUGGCCAACAGAUGCUUAGUCAGGAACCCAAAGUCACGCCCUAAGAUGAGCGAGGUGUUAGAAAUGGUGAACCGGAUUGUGGAGGCAGCAGAAUCCGGAACUCCCGAACCGCCAUUGAAGGAUGCUUCUACAGAAACUGGAAGGGCACGUAAAAGAAGGGUUAUAAAUUUCAGAAGUGGUGAAAAGUUUGUUUGGUCAUGGACUCCGAAGCUCAUAAGAACAUGCUAACAGCAGGUAACAUCAAGGUAGAGCAUUUUCAGUUGGUUAGAUAUAUAAACUUGAAAAGGGCCUCGUAGAGCUCUGAAGGUUAUAACUUGAAACUGACAGAGCAAUGAAGUCAAACUCCAUAUACAAUUAAUAUGCAUCAGCAAAAUAUUCUCUCCAUUAAUAUGUAUGAGGCUGCUCUCUGAACAUAGAUGUGAAAAACACUUUAUGA